UUGAAACCCUAGCGCUGUCCCGUGGUUACUCAUUCCUUGGCAUCCAUAGCAGGCGGCGGAGCAAAGGAAGGAGGCAGUGAAACAAAAUGCCGGCUGGUCACGGGCUGCGCUCCAGGACGAGGGAUCUCUUUUCGCGGCCAUUCCGCAAGAAGGGAUACAUUCCCCUGACAACCUACCUGCGCACCUACAAGAUCGGUGACUACGUCGACGUCAAGGUGAACGGCGCCGUCCAUAAGGGUAUGCCCCAUAAGUUCUACCACGGCCGCACUGGCAGAGUCUGGAACGUUACCAAGCGUGCAAUCGGUGUCGAGAUCAACAAACAGGUUGGUAAUCGUAUCAUCAGGAAGAGGAUUCAUGUUCGUGUAGAGCACGUCCUGCCUUCUAGAUGCCAGGAAGAUUUUCGUGCGAGAGUGAAGAAAAAUGACCAAUUGAAGAGUGAUGCGAAGGCACGCGGUGAGAUCAUCAGCACUAAGAGGCAACCUGAAGGCCCUAAGCCUGGCUUCAUGGUGGAAGGUGCCACAUUGGAGACUGUCACACCCAUUCCAUAUGAUGUUGUCAAUGAUCUUAAGGGUGGUUAUUAGUCUUUAUACUUCCAUUUUGAUUCUAUUGGUUUUGCGCAAAACUUUAUAUAUUCAUCUAAAAUAGUUGUGUUGGCUGAACUAGUAUUGUCAACUUUUAUGUAGUCUGAGAGACCUCGUUGUGUUCUUUUCAUCCUUAAGAGUUUGAGACAAACCUAUGGUGGUGUGCUCUUUCCCUUUCA
Zingiber officinale is the source of this 760-nucleotide messenger RNA. Its product is annotated as 60S ribosomal protein L21-2. The transcript is spliced from 2 exons. The record is from RefSeq and is a predicted model, not a curated record. Gene Ontology annotation, cellular component: ribosome; cytosolic large ribosomal subunit. Gene Ontology annotation, molecular function: structural constituent of ribosome. Gene Ontology annotation, biological process: translation. Lineage: Eukaryota; Viridiplantae; Streptophyta; Magnoliopsida; Zingiberales; Zingiberaceae. Bases 87 to 581 code for a protein of 164 amino acids.